CCAAGCAUUAAAAACAUUAUCAAACUGGGUUUUUAUUAUUGUCCAAUAAUUCGAUAAAAAAAAAUCUGAACGUCUCUUUUUUUAUUUUUGAAAGUUUCAAUGUCAUAGAUUUGGCUUACCAACCUUGAGUCCUUGAGUACUCUCUUUCUGCAAUAAAGUAAUCCCCUUUCUCUCUCCAGCUAAGUCCUACUUUUCUGAGCAUUAAUUGACGAAAAGGAGCCAUUGCAACAUCUUCAAUUUGUUUGUCAAGUUCAUCCACACCACCAACAGUUGUCAUUUUCAAGUGGGUAUCUUUCAAAUUUUCGAUUCCUGUUCAUAAACAUUUUGUUCGGUUGUUCCCAUUUUCUGUGUUUGGUAAAGGGUUUUCUCCAUUUUAAUCUUGGAAGGUGAAAUUAGGGUUCACAAUUUUUGUUCUUGACAUUCUAUUGUUGUGGGAUUGUGUUCUUUUGGUUGGCUAAUUGAAUUGAAGUUUUUGGGUUGCAAUUGAUUUUUGGUGCAUUUUUGGGAUUUUGUUUUCUGGGUUCAUAUGAAUGACAAGGGAAACUGCAGUCUGAAGGAUUAAAUUGUUGUAUGUGCUAAUUGCAAUUACGAAAUUGGUGUUUUGUUUCAAGGGUUUUAGUUCAUUGUUUGAAAUAGAUGGAGUUUGUUUGAUUGAGAUUAUGGGAUUUGUGAAAAUUGUAUGCCAUAGCACCUGGACACAAAAAAUUGGAGCAAAAGUGAUUGUUAGUGUUGUGGAAUUUGGGUAGCAGAUUGUGUGUUUGAAGGGACAUGCAAAUGGAUUUGUGGGUUGUGGCGGCAGCUACUGGUGCCGGAUACUUAGCUAAGUACUGGAAGAAUGCUUUAGGGGAUAAAGAAGGCUCAUCAGGAAAUCCUUCUGGAAGCUCACUUCCUGAUAAUCCUGAAUCGCCGUCGUUGCGUGGCCGCAAAUUCGCACGAAAAGAAACAACAGGACAAUGUUUUAGUGAAUCUGGAAAGGGUAACCAUUUAGAUGGAAUGUUUACAGAAACAUCUGGUAGGGAUGAUCAUUUUGCUAAUGAUGUGGCUUGUACUGAUACAUUUGAUCAUGAGAAACAAGUUGGCAAAUUUGAGGAAUACAGGGAUAGGUAUAGGUUAGAUGCUGACAUUCCUGAUAUACCUGAAUACCAGCAUUGGGAAAUGGGGGUUUCACCUAGCUCUAGAAGAAGCAGGAAAUGCUUGAGAAGUAGACGUCUUCAACGGCUUCCUUUGCAAUAUAUUAACCCUCGUACUUCUCUAGAUAGUUGCCUUAUGGCUCAGAUGCAAAUAGAACGUGCAGAAAUGGAGGAGUAUCUUCGUACUCCCCUUUCUUCACCUUGUGCUCCUGCUUUGAGACCUUUUGUUGUCAGUGAUGGAAGACGAGUAAUUAGUAGACCAAGUGGUGAUUUUAGAAAUGAGCUGCAGAAGGAAGUAUACACAAAAGAAGGUGAUGAUGUAGUUGGGGUUCCUCAUCUGCCACAAAUCAUUAAAACUGGCUACUCAAAACAGAAGCUUAGCAAAGUCAAAGAUCAAAUUGGAAAAUCGAGCUAUUCUGAUAAAUGCACGAGAGAUGGAUCCUCAAGUGGGCAAGCCCUUUUCUGUUUUGGGAUUUCAGUCGGUGUAAUGUGCACACUGAUAGCUAACAAAAUGGAAGUGCAAAAUCUGAAAGAGAGCUUGAAGCAAAGUGAAAACCUGGUUGAAGAUCUUCAGGAAGAGCUAGAGAUGAAAGAUUCACUAACAGUUAAAGAGCUAGUCAAUGAUGAUGACUCACAGGACAUACUUGAAAGUUUGUGUGGACAUGAGAAAAUGAGUUUGUACUCUAACCCAGAUGAUACAGGUGUGCCGAUAAGUCAUGCUGAUGAAGACUCAGUGAGUCUGGAGAAAACUGAGUCAAUGAGUAAAAUUGAAGCAGAGCUUGAAGCUGAAUUGGAAAGACUGGAGCUAAGCAUGUCCGGAUCAACUUUGCGAGGAAGAUCAUCAGAUGCUAUUGAGUUUUAUCAGGAUUUUGAGCAGGAUAUGGCUUCAGAAUUGGUGCAUGGCGAACUAAAUGCUGAUAUUCUCCAAGGAAAAUCUAGCUCAGAACCUACCCCUGAUCGAGGCUCAACCCCUCAAUCAAUGAAAGAGGGUGUCUCACCUCGUGAACUGAGCUUGCGCUUACAUGAGGUCAUUCAAUCAAGAUUACAAGAACGGAUCAUGGACCUUGAAGCUGAACUUGAAGAAAGCCAGAAAAAGAUACAACACUUGGAAUCAGAGAAGAACUCAUGGAAAGAAGCUUCUCAAAGUGAGUCGUCCUCUACACUGGGCAGUCCUGUAGGACAGCCUCUUGUAAUGAAUUUGUCAGGGGAUGCACUUGAUGCCUAUAAUGAAGCUUUUGGGGAACUUAACAAGCUUAAUGGAUCCCAAAAUGGGGAUUCCUGGAUUGAGAUCGACCAUAAGCUAAACGGCGUCCAAAAUGGUGGAAAUAAAAUACCAACAAAUGAAGAUAACCCAAAUAACUAUGUCAAUAGAGAAGAUGGUGAUGGUGAUGAUGAUUUGCUACUAAUACAACAGAUUGUUGAGAAAGCCAGGCAAGGCUCUCCAGCUAUUUUACGAGCACAGAGAUCUAUGGUAUGGUUGAAUAUUGAUGGGAAUUAGAGACAGGGGAAUGUAAUUUUUUUGAGUACAUUGUAAAAAAAAAAAGUCACAUUUUUGUCUUAUAGAAUAGUAAAUUCAUUUGA
Molecule: messenger RNA, 2711 nt
Organism: Spinacia oleracea (spinach)
Lineage: Eukaryota; Viridiplantae; Streptophyta; Magnoliopsida; Caryophyllales; Amaranthaceae
Exons: 3
Coding region: 769-2628 (619 amino acids)
Biological process (GO): asymmetric cell division
Source: RefSeq, a predicted model, not a curated record